AUGUCUCCGGACUCGUGGUCCGACGCUGACAGUGUAUCGCAACAUUCCCACAUGUCGCAUCCCGAUGAUUCACUUGAUCGGCAGCUACUGCGUCAUUUGAUGCAACGCUAUGGUCGCGAUGGUAUUGCUCAAUUGAUGGACGAGGAGGCUACUUCGCCUGCUGCAAACAUCAACGAUGCUGCAUCCGUUAUUUCAUCAAGUACUUAUUCUUCGGUCAAGUCAGAGGAAACUCCUAGCGUUUUCGAUGCCGCAAGUAUACGGACUUAUUCGUCCGACAACUCAUCCCUUCGAGGGAGUAUCAUCUCUAAUGUGUCGGCCCGCACCGCCAAAUUUCUCAGUCGCAAAGCUGCCCGCCCAUCCAUCACACCCCGGGAGGAAACUUCACCUGCUUCAAACGAGUCAAUAACACCAGCGCCCAAGCAAAAAGGCUCUUUUACAUGCGGUUUUUGUCGGGAAGAGGAUAUCCAAAAGACUUGUACACGCAAAAAUGAUUUGAAGAGACACAUUGAAGAUUUCCACAACACCAAUGCCCAAUGGUUUUGCCGACAAAAGGGUUGCGACAUGGUUUUUGACUGGCAGACGGCAUACAAAACUCAUCUCAAACAAGCCCACGGUGGUUCCCGCAUGUCUCUUGACGAAGCCAAGAUUAUUCUUUGCCCCCAAACUGUUUUCGCUUGCGGGUUUGAAAACUGUACCCAGGUUUUUGAGGCUCCCACCGACGACGAAGCCGACACCGUGUUCAAAGAGUUUGUGGCUCAUGUUGUGAAACACUUCGACGAGGGUUCCAACAGCGGAGAGUGGUCCUAUUCGGGACGCAUGCGAAACUUGCUGCGGCAGACAGGCCUUGUUCGUGCCUGGCAAAGUUCGUCCUGGGGCGCGGAAGAUAGAAGCCAGCUACAAUGGCAUCCUCAAUCUAGUGGCAUUCUUCGAAAACGCCUAGAAACAAGGCACUUGGGUGAUUUGCAACUCCUUGUUCAAUACGCUAUCGCUCUCGGUACAGAGCCAUCAUCAAUCACAAAGUACCGCGACGACUUUAUCAACCCUGUCAAGGACCAAUGCCGUCAGGUCAUCAUGGGACACAAGUCUCGGGCCCCUCCCUUGCCGCCUUCUGGCCCGUCUCCCAGCGCGGAUCAAUAUCAGUUCCGCAUCUCCCGGGGAAACACAACGCACAACCCCAAUUUGGCAGCAUACAUGGCCACGCAACGUCGAGCAUAUCCAGCCAGAGCCGGUCCCGUCCGUUCUGGACGUUCUGCUCGGCCACCGCGGCAGGCCAUGCCUGCAACUUCGUCGGCUCCAGGUCCCAUGCCACAUCAUUUCCAGUAUCCCAGCAUGGUACCUAUGUUUGAUCCACGACAGCAGCACCAGCAGCAGCAAUUUGCCAUGAUGCAGCAAGCCAACGGAGGUAUCAUCGCUGAGGAUCUGCGAAGCCUUCGGUCCAUGACCAACAGUGUACCAGAACAAGACAUGGACAUGGACACUGACAUGAUGGAUCACUCAUUUUUGCAGCAGCCUAACUUUUCGGGGGCUUAUGAAGCCCAAGGUAUCACUACAUCUGCCUCCGAUGGUUCAUGUCUUGCCCCGACAGAUCCUAUGAACCAUCAUUUAACAUUUGGCUUUGACACAGCGUAUCCCUAG
Messenger RNA from Fusarium pseudograminearum CS3096, 1635 nucleotides. RefSeq lists its product as uncharacterized. The transcript has 2 exons. The record is from RefSeq and is a predicted model, not a curated record. Lineage: Eukaryota; Fungi; Ascomycota; Sordariomycetes; Hypocreales; Nectriaceae. Bases 1 to 1635 code for a protein of 544 amino acids.